AUGAAGACUUUCGCUUUCCUCCUUCUCCUUACAUCUACCGCAACAGCCGUCCGCGUUGUCGGUGCAGCAGAAGGCUUCGCUAAAGGCGUUACUGGAGGUGGCAACGCCGCAGAGGUCUUCCCCAAGAGUAAUGCUGAGCUGAUCAGCUACUUGGGAGACAGCACUCCCCGAGUCAUCGUCUUGGACCGUACAUUCAACUUUAUCGGAUCCGAAGGCCGCACAAGUGCAACGGGAUGUGCUCCCUUUGGGACUGGUGCCUCUUGCCAGACAGCCAUCAACGCGAACAAUUGGUGCACCAAUUACCAAAAGAACGCCCCCAAGGUCGCCGUCAACUACGACAACGCAGCCCUCAACCCCAUCCGAGUCGCCUCCCAAAAGACUCUCGUCGGGGUAAACGACAAAGGCAUCAUCCAAGGAAAAGGCCUCUACAUCGCCAACGGAGCCAAAAACAUCAUCAUCCAAAACAUCAAAAUCCAAGAACUCAACCCCCAAUAUGUCUGGGGAGGCGACGCCAUCGCUCUAGACAACGCCGACAUGGUCUGGAUCGACCACAUCACCACCUACCACAUCGGUCGCCAACACGUAGUCCUCGGCAACGGGCCCUCGAACCGCGUAACAAUCUCCUCCAACGACUUCGACGGCCGAAGCGAUUACUCGGCAACCUGUAAUGGAAAACACUACUGGGCCUUAUAUUUCACAGGUUCCUCAGACCUCAUCACUUUCAAAAAUAACUACAUCCACUCCACCUCGGGACGCUCCCCCAAAGUCUCCGGAAACACUCUCUUACACGCCCUCAACAAUUACUUCUACGAUAACCCCUCCCACGCCUUUGAAAUCGGUAGUGGAGCCCGGAUUCUCGCCGAAGGCAACGCUUUUCAAAAUAUCGCCAACCCGAUCGAGACGGCUUCUAUUGAGAGUAACGGGUACAUUUUCACGGCUCCGGAUGCGAAUUCCAAUGCGUUGUGUGGCGGGUAUUUGGGCAGGAGUUGCGUGUUGAAUGCUUUUGGAAGUUCGGGACCGUUUGCUGGCGUGGGGAGUGUUGAUCAGGCUUUGGCGAAUUUUAAGGGGAGGAGUGUUCCUAGUGCUGGUGCGUCGGGGGAUACGGUUGGGUAUGUUUUGCCUAGGGCUGGGUUUGGGAAGGUGUAA
Messenger RNA from Ramularia collo-cygni, 1146 nucleotides. Its product is annotated as probable pectin lyase precursor. The coding region runs from base 1 to 1146 and encodes 381 amino acids. Gene Ontology annotation, molecular function: pectate lyase activity. The transcript is spliced from 2 exons. The record is from RefSeq and is a predicted model, not a curated record. NCBI's taxonomy places the organism in Eukaryota, Fungi, Ascomycota, Dothideomycetes, Mycosphaerellales, Mycosphaerellaceae.